AUGCCAGAUCACGUAAAGAACGCAAAGAAGGACGCCAAAGAGGCCGUGAACCAAGCGGAGGUUGACGCGUCGCACAUUCCUGACGCGGCCAAGAAGGCCGCGCAGGAAUUGCGCUCUGAGGCCAAGGAACUCAGAGACGAAGCGGACCGUGAGUUUGAAGAGCUCAAGAACGACGACGCCGUAGAAAAGUACAAGAACACGGCGUUGGAAUACUUGCGUAUUGCAUCGGACCGUGCAGUGUCGUUGGGAUCGUUUUUCGCUGCCAAGAUCAGAAGCUCGUCGUCGCGUGCUGUUAGGGAGCUACAAAACCCAGUGGUGGUCGUCAACGCAGCGUUGGGUGCGGUUCUAGUGCCGCAGCUCUUGAGAGGCUACGCCAAACACCACGCCAGAUACCUCAGGGGAAAGUCUGACGCGAUCAUCAUUUCGACCGUGGGUGCUGCUACUGCAUUUUUGGCCCUCGACGCCUUUUUGUCUGUCAAAUACUACUCCAAAUUCGACAAGAAGAAGUUGUAA
Molecule: messenger RNA, 513 nt
Organism: Lachancea sp. 'fantastica'
Lineage: Eukaryota; Fungi; Ascomycota; Saccharomycetes; Saccharomycetales; Saccharomycetaceae
Source: the annotation of a GenBank genome assembly